Molecule: messenger RNA, 7929 nt
Organism: Patella vulgata (common limpet)
Lineage: Eukaryota; Metazoa; Mollusca; Gastropoda; Patellidae
Product: neprilysin-4
Exons: 24
Coding region: 657-3041 (794 amino acids)
Biological process (GO): protein processing
Cellular component (GO): plasma membrane
Molecular function (GO): metalloendopeptidase activity
Source: RefSeq, a predicted model, not a curated record
UUCUUCAGAUGGUCGAAAAUCUGACCUUAUUCACUAAAACUACACAGAGUUCCUACUUCGAUACCCUUAAGACCAAUUAAGUCUAAUGAUAGGUCCCAAGUGUUUUUGAUGGCAAACUCAUACCCAUCUCCUUCAAGCCUGUGUUUUGGAUGUGACAAGACUGUAUUAGCCGUUAUAAUCAAAUCGGAACAGCUUGCCACUAGUGUCUGCUACUGUGCCAGUGAUAGAGCUCACAAGAAUAACUAAAGGUAAUUAUUACUAGAAACGGAGUGCCUGACAUAAAAGUUCCCACUACAUAGAGAUGGACGCAAUUGGAAGACAUAAAGUGAGUAGUACCAUCUGAAACUCUUAUGUGGUGAUGAUUGAAAAGUGCCAUCCAUUUAAUUGUUUUUUUCUCAGUUUGUGAAUAAUUCUUCGUGGUUCUAUAAUUCCUGAUCAAUUCAAAUAGAAAAUGGAUAUUAUUAUCAAGUGGAUGACAAGUUAUAACUACCAAAACGGAUUAAGCUAGACAUCUUGUUUGUUUAAUUAUUUUGUAUACAGAUUUCGUGAGGAUUUAUAAUUACGUAUAUCAUAUUUAGAAAAAAGAAACGUUUGAGCAACUACCUGUGCCUGUGAAUUCUCCAUCAAUAAAAUUGAAGCCAUCAACGGAGAAAACAAUGAGCGGAACCGCGGAGGAGGGUAAAACACAUGUUAUAAUUGCAGGGUCAAGUCCAUCACCAACAUGGGCUGGAAAGAGAACAAAGUUGGAGGGUCUUCUGAUCACAUUAUUAGCUUUAUUAGUCAUGGUUGUAUUGGUACUGGUAGUGGUAUUGGCAGUUAAAUCUUCAAAUGAUGAUUCAACAAACCCUGGCAUCACUCACGACAUGCACUCCUCGAAGUCAGAAAAAGCGAAAUACAUAUCCACCGGGCAAAUAUUUUAUGAUGAUAACGGGCAAACACAGCAAAUAUACUUGCCCACGUCCCAAAUUAUUCAAACAGAAGAAGGGGAAGCAGAAAUCUGUUUAACGCCAGCGUGUGUUAAAGCAGCUGCUCGGUUAAUGAAUGCCAUGGACGAUUCUGUUGAUCCUUGUGAAAAUUUUUUUGAUUAUGCUUGCGGAAAUUGGAAUAAAGUGAAUGCUAUUCCUGAUGACCGAGCAAGUUAUAAUACUUUUGGAAAGCUUCGAGAUGAUAUUCAAGUCAUGGUGAAAGAUUUGUUAAAUAAACCACCGAGUGACAAAGAUAGCGCUGCCAUGAAAAAAGCUAAAUAUCUUUAUGUAUCCUGUACCAAUGAAACUUUAAUUGAUCAGCGUGGUUUGGAACCAAUAUUGAAUCUACUUAAUGAACUUGGUACCUGGCCUGCUGUUGUUGGUGAUAGUUGGAAAGAAGAAGAGUUUGAUUUGAUUGAUCUGAUAAUUAAAUUACGUUUGUAUAAUAAUAAAAUAUUAGUUGAUCAGUGGGUUAGUGCUGAUGAUAAAAACUCAGAUGUUAAUAUUAUACAGCUGGAUCAACCCGAUUUAGGUAUGCCAUCUAGAGAUUAUUAUUUAAAAGGAAGAAACAAUAAAGCUGUAUUAGUUUACGAGAAAUUUGCGCAGGAAGUAGCUGCUUUACUUGGUGCCAAUAAAACCAUUGCUGAAAGGGAUAUUGCUUUAAUGAUAGAUCUAGAAACAGAAAUAGCCAACCUAACAAUACCCCAGGAUCAGAGACGAGACAAUGAAAAACUGUAUAAUAGAAUGACCAUCAAAGAAUUAUCCGAGAGAAUUCCAGGGUUUGAUUGGUUGAGAUAUUUACAGCUUGUGUUUAAAUCUGUUAAUAUUUCUAUAAACGAAACGGAAGAACUGGUUGUUUAUGCUCCGGACUAUCUGGAAAACAUGGUCAAACUUAUCAACAGAACUGAAAAAAGAGUUUUGGCUAAUUAUUUGUUUUGGAGAAUUAUGAUGAACCGAGUGACUAACCUACCGGAUAAAUUUAGAAUUAUUAGAAAAGAUUAUUACAAGACUAUAUUUGGAUCUGAAGCAGAACGUGCUAGAUGGCGUGACUGUGUUGGUUAUGUUAUUGAUAAUGUUGGUAACGCUGUCGGCCGAUUAUUCGUAGAGAAACAUUUUGAUGAAAAUGCUAAAAGUAUUGCUUUAGAAAUGAUCCAUAAUAUUAGAGAAUCAUUUUAUGAAUUAUUAACAGAAGCACAUUGGAUGGAUGAGAAGACGAGAGUCGUAGCAAAAGAAAAGGCUGAGAGUAUUGCUGAGAAAAUUGGUUAUCCUGACUACAUAUUAAAUAAUACAGCUCUAGAUGAAGAAUAUGAUGAUGUAGAGUUUUACCCAGAUAAAUAUUUUGAGAAUGUCUUGGCUAAUAUUCGUAGUAUAGCUAUCAGUAAUUUAAAGAAAUUACGAGAUCCUGUCGAUAAAACAAAAUGGUCCACAACACCAGUAGUUGUCAAUGCUUUCUACAGUUCGACUAAAAACCAAAUUAUGUUCCCUGCUGGUAUCCUACAACCACCAUUUUAUAACAAGGAUUAUCCCAAAUCAUUAAACUAUGGUGGUAUUGGAAUGGUUAUUGGACAUGAAAUCACUCACGGCUUUGAUGAUCGAGGACGUCAGUUUGAUAAAGAUGGUAAUUUGAUACAAUGGUGGGAUGACGAAGUUAUAGAAUCGUUUAAGAACCAGGCUCAGUGUAUUGUUGAUCAAUAUGGAAACUAUACAGUACCAGAGGUCAAUCUACAGGUGAAUGGUAUUCAAACACAAGGUGAAAAUAUUGCUGAUAAUGGUGGAUUGAAAGAAGCAUUCAGGGCUUACAGAAAAAUGGUUGAACAUGAUGAACAUGAGAAACGAAUACACUUACCGGGCAUAGCUCAUCUUAACAAUUAUCAACUAUUUUUUCUCAAUUUUGCUCAGGUAUGGUGUGGUACGAUGAGACCGGAGGCAGCAAUCAACAGGAUCAGAACAGGUGUACACAGUCCAGGUAGAUUCAGGGUAACGGGCACACUACAAAACCUUCCAGGAUUUGUUGAAGCUUUUAAAUGUGCUAAUACCUCCUAUAUGAAUCCACCAGAGAAAUGUCGAGUUUGGUGAGGGGUGUGGUUUUAUAUUCAAUAAGAAAAAAAAAAAGAAGUCCCGAUCCCUGCUAAAAGUUAAUGAGCAAUCAGUAUUGAUGCCGGGUAAAGAAAACGAUAUUCAUAAUUUUAAAGUGAAAGCAACAAGCACAGAAAAAGUUCAUAGUGUUAAGCCUAUAUUCGUUUUUUGAGUGAUUGGACUCAAUGCGUAGCCUUACACAUAGCAGAGAACGAUACCUAGUCAGAAUGGGUAGUGUACAUAUCAAGUCAAUUCGAAGGAAGUUUGUUGGCCGUUUGGUUAUUGGGUAACAAUUACCCCACGUGUUCAGCCCCUUUCUUUGUUACCUCUUGGGUACUGGUAUUUCAAAAUUAUAUAUAUAUAAUGCAUGAUUUUUUUUCCACUUUAUUUUUUUUUUCUUAUAUUUUUUAUUUAUAAUACUUGAAUUGGUUUGUAUUACGUACACGAAGGAGAGGAUAUAGAAUACUAUUUUGUGAAGAGGUUUGUUUUGUAUGGAUCGCUAUAUAAUGUGAAUUUGAAAUGAGAAGAUCUAUUUUUGUAAAUAAAUUGUUAACCCAUAUUUUCUAUGUGUACUGUAUAUGUGACCUGUGAUAGCAGAAUGAGUCAGAAGUCGCAAGAGUUUUACAAAAAUAUUAAAAUAGACUAAAAAUAUCUUUUUAGUGAUAUAACACGAAAGGUAAAAGUUUAGAUUAGUCGGCAGUCUCAAGUUUUUUACAAUAUGAACAAAAAUGUUAAAGAUGCAUUAUGAAGAUUUAGAUAAAGAGCUGGUCAUUCUUGCUACAAUAGUUCGAAAAUAGAUAAUUUAAAAUUAAUAUAUUAAAAAUUUCAUUCAAAUUACUCGAUUGCCUGUGAAGAUAUUAGCCUUUGAUGGUUUGACAAGAUGUAUGCCUUAAUUGCAGCCACCAUACUGGAUGUUCGAAGCUAAGCCUCGUUUCUCCAUUUUUAAAUUAAAUCAAAAUAUAGCUGAACCGUUCUAAUCGAGAGUUGAUCAAGGUCUUGUCAUGUUAAUAAAUGUCUAAUUAAUAGUUUAGAUAACAUUUCAGGCCUAAAGAAAGACCUGCAAUAGGCAGAUUUAGCUCCUGCAUAAUGUAUGUUUAACAUAGGCUAAAGCUAAACAUGAAAGGUAAAAAUGAAUAUUUGAUAAAUAAAAUAAACUGAUGUUAAAUUAUUUUGACAUUUUUGUUCAUUAAUCACAAGUCUUUUACUAUAUGAACAAAAAAGUUAAAAAGGCUAAAAAUAUAUUUUUAAUAAUAUAACAUGAAAGAUAAAAGUAUAGACUGACAAAUAAAGCAAAUUAAAUUUCUUUGAUGAUACGAACAAAAAUGUUAAAAUAGGAUAAACAUGUGUUUUUAAUGAUAUAGCACAAAAGUUAAUAUUUGACAUAAAAAGAAAAUUGAUUUUUAAAAAUAUUUUUAGCUUAUUUCAACAUUUUAGUUCAUAUAUUGUACACAAUGACUUGCAACGUCUGACUCUUUUUGUUCAUAUAUCGUUAAACAUACAUUAUGCAAGAGCUAAAUCAGCCUAUUGCAGGUCUUUCUUUAGGCCAGAAUUAUUUUCUAAAUUAUUAAUUAGACAUUAUCCAGGCCAUAAUUAACUCUCGAUGGCAUCAGAUUUCUCUGAUAUUAAAUAAAUUAGAACAGUUCAGCCAUAUUUUGAUUUAAGCUAAAAAUGUAGGAGCGAGACUUAGCUUCAAACAACAAGUACGGUGGUUGAAAUUAUUGCACACGUCUUGUGAAACCUUCAAAGGGUAAUAUCUUCGUUCGCAAUAGAGUAAUUUGAAUGAAAUUUUCAAAUUAUCCAUUUUACAUUAUCUAUUUUCGAACUAUUAAAGUAAGAAUGGCUAGAUCUUUAUCUAAAUCUUACAUAAUGUAUCUUUAACAAUGACUUGUGACUCAUUUUGCCGUUACAAGUCUCGUAUUAAUACCCUUGUAUAUUAUAAUUCAUUUUAUUAUUACUUUACAUCUUCAUAUAUUGUUAUAUUUUACUACUUUCUUCUUGACCUCAUCUUGGAAAAAAAAGUACAUUAUUUUUUUUUGCCGCGCUGUAGUUUUAAAGUAUUUUCAAUAUGCAUAUUUUAUUUAUUAAAAUCUCUGUGCGUUAUUUGAGCGAUAUCGGAAUCCUUUGCAAACUACAAUAUUGUGAAAGUUGAAUAUCUAAAUAGGAAUAAAAAAAACAUUAUUAUUAGACAAAAUUCAAAGUUCUAAAAAUCUGUAUCAGCAAAAUAUUAUAAUCAGCAAAUGGACUGUUGGCCAUGUACAAAAUACAUGAUGAACAGUGGUAACAGGUGUCCGAAAGAGUAAGCCUGGUGCCACACCCGCCAUAGCUGCAUCCAAACCAUUAGACAAAGUUGAUGUCAAGGAAUUUCGGUUGCAUCUCAAAAUAAUUUUUGACCACAAUUUUUUAAUGUUGCAGAAGAAAUGAAAGUUGUUUGAAGAUUUGGGAGGGGCUAUAUUUACACAAAUGUAUAAACUGUACUUAUCUCAUAUCUAAACUUGAGAUUUUUAAUAAUUAAUUUGGAUGUAACAUUGACGAGAAAUUAUUUUGAGAUGUAACCAAAAUUCCUUGACAUCAAAUUCUUGAUCAAAUACCUACAAAUGACAGACAGAGAAUUUAAUGAUAUUUUUACUGUGAGUGCUUGUGUUAUGUUUUUGAUGUUUUGUAAUGCACAGGUUUUAUAUAUGUAUAUCCAUGUAUUACGACAUGUCAGAUAUUCUGACCAAAUUUCACUUGAAAUUAAUUACUUUAGCUUUUUAUGUUAAAAUGGUACAUCAUUGUUGUGUCAGUCGGAUUCAAAUACAGAUCUAUUAUUUGUUUCGUUUUUUUUAUUCUUUCGAUGGCCUCUACUACAUGAAGAUCUGCCAAGUUGUAGCGAUAGGUCGCGUCAGAGGGUCAUACGCACGGCUUUUGACCCUAUGAUGUCAGAAAUUUGAUUAACCAAUCAGCAUUGAUGUUACUUGUUGAUUAAGCAAAGUUCUGUGCAAAACACGCCUAAAGCUCACUGUAACAGACUGUUUCAUUGGCUAAUUUCUCAGACCAUUCAGUACAUGCCAAUGAUAACAACUCUUUCAGAUCCUAGUGUAGUAAAGACAAGUAAAACGAAAUUUUGAACUAUAAAAAACGAAACGAAAUAGGAUCUGUGUUUUAAUCAGAUUUUUGUUGUGUUUUUUAAAUUGAUGCAUUUUUUUUUCGUGGUUCUGUAUUACCAGAUAUAUACUCAAUAUUUGACAACGUUCAUAAUAUUCAUUUAGUUAUUAUAACCAGUGACCUCACUUAUUUUUCUGUUGUUCAGAUUGGUAAAUCUUCACAUCUACGGUAGGCCUAUACAUCUAGGCCUUAUUCAUGAAAUAAGGAUGCGGUCCAUUUCAUUGGUUAAAAGUUAAAAUCAUAAUACAAAUUUUGGCUCAUAACCAAUGAAAAAGCUAUAUCCUUAUAAUAUUUUAUUGAACAGGGCUCCCUGGUAUGUUAACUGUAUUAUAUCAAACAUUAUUAUUAUGUAAGAGUUAUCUGCCUUGUACCUAGCAAGGUGUUUAAUUUGCCACUCGGCAAACCUCGGCAGAUUCCAGUAGCCUACAUCUAGCCUUGGCUGUAUGAUGGUAAGUGAUAUGUACCUACACCUAUACAUUUGCGAUGUGGCACCGGUUUACUUUAUUAGGAAUUUCUCAAAAUUGCGUCGUUCGAAGAGUGUGUAGAAUUUUCAGUGCAAAGUUGUCCUUGUUUAAAGAAAAUCGGAUAAACUUGAAAGAAAAACAUCUUCAGACUUUGAAAUAUUUGUAUGAUAAAACAUUCUUCAAAGCAUCGUCAUGGGCGACUCCGUUGGUAAUGCGGGAACUUGAAAGUAGUUCCAAUGGCGGACUUUGUGAUACAGCCGCGGCUAGAUGUAGAGUACUGGAAUCUGCUGAGGUUUGCCGAAUGCUUAAUUUGCAACAUAUGUCAUUGUUACCACUGAAUGAGCAUUGUGUGGUUUGUAAUGAUUCUUGACUAAUCCCUUUCUAAUCUACUGUAAUGGAAGCUUGAAUGGAGCUUGUUAUAUAAAUACAUUUGAAGCCUGCUAAUUAAUCACCUAUAACUGAUUACAAAUCAAUGCCUGAAUGUGUUUAUAUAACUUCAUGAAGGGCAGGAUGGUAGAGAGGCUUUACCCUUCUCAAAUAAAAUGAUUAUUAUUAUUUCAUCUGAGGCUAUUGUCAUUGAAUCAGACAUUAAUCUUAGCAAUAUCUUGCAUCUUUGAAGAAAAGUUUCUACCUUUGAAUGUUAUUGGCUUUAAAAUGCAUUGUGAACAAAAUGUUCUACAUUAGCAUGUAACAAAGUUGGCUUUAUUCAGUCAAUGACAUGCAAAGACAUUUGGUCUGUACAUAUUAAAGUAAUUGUUUGUUGUUAAGCAAAAUUUCUGUAUAUUUUUUUUAUUCAAAUUAUGAACUAUUCUUCAUUGAAUUUAUUCAUUUUCAAACCAGGAUCUGGCUCCAUACACUUGGUGAUUUUCGUGUUUGGAGAAGACGAUCUUCAUAAAAAGCCUGAGGUUAUGUUAAUUUGAAUAAGUUCGACAUGAAAAUUGGCAUGUUUGUUCUUUGGACAAUUGCGCAUAGAUUGAAGGAUUUCUAUUUUGGAUAUGAGAUUAUAAUUCCAAGAUGGCUGCUAUGACAUCAUCGUCGGUCCCUGGUUCAUCUAAUAUGAUGGUCCUGUUCGUCUACAGACGCAAGUUCUUCUUGUUUUAUUUUUGUUAGAUGUCAGGAUCACCAUAGUUAAAUACAGUGCUAUAUGCUGUUUUCUUUUUCUUUUAAUUUUGUUUUUGUUCAGCUGCAGCGUCGUUUAUUUGUUCUCUUUUUAUUUUAUAGAAAAUGUUUUUGUGUUAUUGCAUACAUAUUGAUAUUAUAAUAAAAGAAAUCCAAAACUC